This is a messenger RNA of Sapajus apella (tufted capuchin), 694 nucleotides long. Its product is annotated as NADH dehydrogenase [ubiquinone] 1 alpha subcomplex subunit 5-like. The annotation marks the transcript as partial. The transcript has a single exon. Gene Ontology annotation, biological process: respiratory electron transport chain. The record is from RefSeq and is a predicted model, not a curated record. Lineage: Eukaryota; Metazoa; Chordata; Mammalia; Primates; Cebidae.
AAAAAAAAAAAAAAGACCAUUGGCGUUGUGGGAUUGACUGUGUGCAAUACUCCACAUGAGAGGCUAAGAAUAUUGUACACAAAGAUUCUUGAAGUUCUUGAGGAUAUCCCUAAAAAUGCAGCAUAUAGAAAAUAUACAGAACAGAUUAUAAAUGAGAAGCUAGCUAUGGUUAAAGCAGAACCAGAUGUUCAAAAAUUAGAAGACCAACUUCAAGGUGGUCAAUUAGAAGAGGUGAUUCUUCAGGCUGAACAUGAACUAAGUCUGGCAAGAAAAAUGGUGCAGUGGAAAACAUGGGAGCCAGUAAUGGAAGAGCCUCCUGCCGAUCAGUGGAAAUGGCCAAUAUAAUUAUUAAGUGAUUUUGGUGGGUUGAUGGGAAACUGAUGUAAUGAAAUGUUCUGUUCUGUUAAGAGCAUGUUCAUAUUACUGAACAUAAUCAAGAAAACUGAUAUAGAAAAUAUCUAGGAGACUGUUAAAAUUAGUGACUAUGAUAAUUCAGUCAUGUGAAUCCAUUUUUGAUUUGUAGUUACACAAACUAUUUCAAAGAUGAUAUUUCUAUGAACAGAGAGGUCAUGGAAAGAUUUGAGAAUUAAUUAGAAAAAUUCCUACAGAUCUUCAAUGUAGAGGCCAUAAUCAAAAAGUAAAGUUUCUUUAGUAAUAUGUUCGAUACAUCAUUCAAUUUUUAAAAUUAUCCUGA